Lobosporangium transversale is the source of this 438-nucleotide messenger RNA. RefSeq lists its product as hypothetical. The transcript has 2 exons. The record is from RefSeq and is a predicted model, not a curated record. Bases 96 to 341 code for a protein of 81 amino acids. Lineage: Eukaryota; Fungi; Mortierellomycota; Mortierellomycetes; Mortierellales; Mortierellaceae.
ACUAUGCUGAAAACAGGUUCAGUAACACAAGCCAUUCAACACAUGGCAUCUGUUGCACAUCAAAUAAAAGGUAUUGAUAUUAAGUGAGAGGAAUCAUGAGUUUUAAAUCCCUCAUCUUCAUUUGUUCAUCUUGCAAUCCCAUUCGGUUUUUUUUUGUCAUACAAAUUGCAGGCUUGUUGAGAAAAUGGGCAAUGAUCUCGCACCUUAGAAAACACCUGCUAUUAUCAAUUCACCCUGUAAUCGUUCAUAUUGCUUGCACUUUUUAUAAUAGUCUCUAUCUUGAUCCGCUUGCUUGGGACGCGUUACAUCCAAGACAUUUUUACUCUUUUUGGUCAUUUUAGUGUCCUUUUUUUAGCACCAACCACCAUCAACGGACAAGUAGAAGAGUCACUACAACUACCACCACCAUCCUACUCCAUUUUUUAUCCUUGCACGCAG